Messenger RNA from Zophobas morio, 1141 nucleotides. RefSeq names its product replication factor C subunit 3-like. The transcript has 12 exons. The record is from RefSeq and is a predicted model, not a curated record. Gene Ontology annotation, molecular function: DNA clamp loader activity; DNA binding. Lineage: Eukaryota; Metazoa; Arthropoda; Insecta; Coleoptera; Tenebrionidae. Gene Ontology annotation, cellular component: nucleus; DNA replication factor C complex. Gene Ontology annotation, biological process: DNA repair; DNA-templated DNA replication. Bases 176 to 1081 code for a protein of 301 amino acids.
GUCGGUGGAAAGCGCUGUGCCACAAACUUUGCCAAACAAUAAUGAGUAUCGACCCACCUCUUUUGACGAACUAACUUUUAAUACAGAGGAAGCUUUGCAGUUGCAGAACCUUGCAAAGAAAGAUGAUUUUCCUCAUCUUUUGUUUCAUGGCCCGUCAGGUUCGGGAAAACGCACUAUGGCUAUGUGCCUGCUGCAACAGAUUUAUGGAUCUGGCGUUCAGAAAAUUAACAUUAAGCAAAGAGAAUUUACUGUUAACGAAGCAAAGUUAACGCUUAACGUCGGAGCAAGUUUAUACCACUUUGAAAUUAAUCCGAGUGAUUGUGGAAACAAAGAUAGACUUGUAAUUCAGGCAUUACUUAAAGAUAUAGCCUCGACCCAGCAACUGAAUUCUAUAGACCAAAAGCCCUAUAAAGUUAUUAUUAUUCACGAGUGCGAUUCUUUAACUAAACUGGCUCAGAACGCGAUACGAAGAACUAUGGAAAAAUACAUUACUUCCUGUAGAUUGAUUCUUUUGUGCAACUCUUCUUCUCAGAUUAUUUCGCCAGUCCGGAGCAGAUGUUUACAUGUCAGGGUGGCUGCUCCUUCUUUGUCCGAAGUGUCGGCAGUAAUUAACAAGGUGGCUAUUCAGGAAGGACUCGAAAUUCCUUCUGGUCUAGUCGACAGGAUCGCUUGUCAAGCAAAAGGCAAUUUGCGAAGGGCAUUACUUGCCCUCGAAGCCUGUAAGGUCUACAGAUACCCUUUUGAGGAGGACCAGAACAUACACGUGCCAGAGUGGGAGAUUUACACCAAAGAAACGGCCAUGAAAAUCCUGCACGAGCAAACUCCUCAGGCACUUCUGGAGAUCCGCGGGAGACUUUAUGAGCUGCUAAUUCACUGCAUACCGCCAAGUGUAAUUCUCAAGGAACUUUUGAACCACAUUUUAGAUAAUCUCGACGAUUCCUUAAAAGCGGAGAUCACUAACUGGGCCGCCUUCUACGAACACAGAAUCAAAACAGGCACGAAGCAAAUAUACCAUCUAGAGGCUUUCGUAGCAAAGUUUAUGUUCUUAUAUAAGAAAUUCAUAGCCGAGCUUUGCUUGUGAACUGAGACUUGUAGAACAAUUCUACAUAAAGAUUCGCUUUUAUAAAAUUAUUUAAUUUAC